This is a messenger RNA of Prunus dulcis (almond), 420 nucleotides long. RefSeq names its product cell number regulator 7-like. The record is from RefSeq and is a predicted model, not a curated record. Lineage: Eukaryota; Viridiplantae; Streptophyta; Magnoliopsida; Rosales; Rosaceae. The coding region runs from base 1 to 420 and encodes 139 amino acids. The transcript has 4 exons.
AUGAACGUUGAAUAUGGCCAUCGCCCUCAGCAGUCUAAAUGGUCGGGUCGUCUUUGUAACUGUGGAGAAGAUGUUACUACAUGUUGCAUGUCAUGCUUUCUCCCAUGCAUCACCUUCGGCCAAAUCGCGGAAACUGUCGACGAAGGACGAAGUUCUUGCGUUACCCAUAGCAUAGUGUACGGGUUGUUGUUCACGAUUCAGUGCCAUUGGGUCUACUCAUGCUUGUACAGAGAGAAAUUGCGCCAAAAAUUUGGUCUGCCAGAAGAGCCUUGUUGUGAUUGUUGUGUUCAUUUCUGCUGUGACCCGUGUGCCCUCUGCCAAGAACAUGCUGAGCUCAAAUCUAGAGGCUUUGACCCCUCCAAAGGUUGGAUUGGGCCACCAACUGCUGCUCCACAGAUGCCUCCUUCCAUGUUCAAAUGA